AUGCUCUUGCACGCACUCACCAUGUCCUGUGCCAAUGAGUUCAUAAAUUUGGAACGGUUGGAGACAAUUGGUGACAGUUUUCUCAAAUUCGUCAGCACUGUCUACCCCUUCCUCGCCUAUCCCAACGCACACGAGGGCCUGUUGAGCCAUAUUCGUAGCCGCAUCGUUUGCAACUCCAACCUUUUUACACUGGGCCGUCUAAAGAACCUGCCAGAUCGUAUGGUCGGUGCCAAGUUCGAACCGCACGAGAACUGGGUCCCUCCAGGAUAUAUUGUCCCUUAUGAUUGCCGCCUGCGCAACCCCCGAAAGCCCAAGGCUGCUCCGGCAAAGGCCAUCGAGCUUCAGUCGGACUCUGAAUCCGAAGACAAGCCAAUCUUGAUUAGCACUUUUGAUCCGAAUAGCCCCGACGUUCUGCAAACAUUGAAUUCCGGCCCAAUGCAGUGUUUUGUGACAAUCCAGCAGUCCAUUCCGGAUAAAUCUAUUGCUGACUGUGUUGAGGCUCUGAUUGGCUGUUAUCUAACCGAGCGGGGUGAGCGGUCUGCUCUUAAGUUGAUGCGCUGGUUUGGAAUUGACUGCCUCCCCGAUAAAGUGCACAGCCUGGGGGCUUAUACCUCGGCUGAUUGUGAACUGCCGCCACAGACCACGGAUGUAGAGUGUUAUCAAAGACUCGAGUUUCUGGGUGACGCCGUCCUCGACUACUUGAUAACCCGUUUCCUCUUUGAGGAUUCCCACAACCACUCUCCGGGCGUAUUAACCGAUCUUCGGUCUGCUCUGGUUAACAAUAAUAUCUUCGCCGCAUUGGCUGUAAGGAUCGGGCUCCAUCGCUUCCUGCGUGCGUCUUCGCCAAGUCUCUUCCAUACAAUCGAUGCUUUCGUACGUUUUCAGAAAGAAGUCGCAAAUGACGACCUCGAUUUUAUUACCAGCCAGGACGCCGGUGCUGAUGCUGCCGUAAAUGCCGAAGUUGGCAGCGGACCUUUCGUGCCUGGAGCCCGACCACUUGAUGAGGUGGAGAUUCCGAAGGCGCUCGGUGACAUCUUCGAAUCUCUUGCCGGUGCAGUAUUUAUUGACUCAGAUCUCUGUUUGAACACCGUUUGGCGUGUCUUCUAUCCUCUCAUUAAGGAACGUGUCGGUAUGUUUGCUUAUAUAUUUCACUACUCACCCUCAUAG
Molecule: messenger RNA, 1167 nt
Organism: Dibothriocephalus latus
Lineage: Eukaryota; Metazoa; Platyhelminthes; Cestoda; Diphyllobothriidea; Diphyllobothriidae
Source: the annotation of a GenBank genome assembly